This is a messenger RNA of Meloidogyne enterolobii, 846 nucleotides long. Lineage: Eukaryota; Metazoa; Nematoda; Chromadorea; Rhabditida; Meloidogynidae. The record is from the annotation of a GenBank genome assembly.
AUGGAGGAAUUUAACAAGGAUUAUGGGACUUUUAUUUCUGAUUUUGAAAAGGCUGAGCAAGAACAAUUAGAAUAUCUUCGACUUUAUAAGCAAAUGACUCAAAGCCAAGAAAAUUGCGUCAAAAAUCAAAAACAUCUUUCCUAUCUUUUUAAGCAACUGCGGAAAGACUUUAAAAGUUUCUACCUUUCAACUAUCCUUGGCAGCAAUUUAAACAUUUCUCUUUUAAAUUCUGAUGAAAGGUACAAAUACAAAAAGGAAUACGAAUCUUUCAAAUUAUCUGUUACUUUUGUGAUUCUUGCCAUUUUUGUUUUGGCUUAUAUUCUGCCGCCGUUUAGGAUAAUUGAUGCACUCUGUAAUUUUCUCCUUGUUUGGUAUUAUUGCACUUUAACCAUCCGUGAAUCAAUUCUUCGUCUAAAUGGAUCUCGUAUUAAAGGUUGGUGGGUUUUGCAUCAUUACAUUUCUUGUGUACUUUGUGGAAUUACUUUAACUUGGAGAGAUGGAGAUUGUUAUGAUCAAUUUAGACAUGUUUUUAUUUAUUUUGUUUGUUAUAUUGGCUCUGUCCAAAUAAUUCAAUAUAAAUACCAGACUGGCUGUUUGCGACGAUUACAUGCUUUGGGACAACGUCACUGUAUGGAUGUAACUUUAGAAGGAUUUAGUAGUUGGAUGUUUAAAGGAUUGACUUUCCUUCUACCUUUUUUAAUUGUUGGAUAUGCUUUCCAAGGCUAUUGUUCAUACAGACUUUUUGACAUUUAUUUACAUAAAGAUUGUUCUCGUGAAUGGCAAGUAAUUGUUUUGGCUAUUAUGUUUGCAAUUAUUUUUAUUGGAAAUUCUGUUACUUUGGGUUAG